CAAAAAAGUUGCCGGAUUGCUUUUUAUUUUGAAGCCCAAAGGACGAUCAUAUCUAAAGAGAAAGAGGAUAUUUAAAGGCCAAUACAAUCCAGAGAAAAAACCUGCCUCCGUGUGAAUGCAGUCAGUGUCUGAAGCAUAGAACAUUUGGAGCGCCUUCCCGAGAGAAAGCAAGCCUGGGUCUAGAGUAACCUGACAGACUGAGCAGUGGGUCUUUCACCCAGAUCCGUCACUGGACUCUGCCACCCACCCAAUCCUUGAACCUAUUUGGAAUUUUUCUUAUGUGGAUCUAAGGGGAAUGCUUUAUUAUGGCUGCUGUUGUCCAACAGAACGACCUAGUGUUUGACUUUGCCAGUAACGUCAUGGAGGAUGAACAACAGCAGUGUGUUUGCUGUGCAGCCUCCGAGAGGAAAGAGGAUGUUGUCGAUCCCACAGACCUCAGGCUUGAGCUUGGUGAUCCGGCGAUUUUUCCUGCUGUAAUUGUGGAACAUGUGCCAGGUGCUGGUAUUCUCAACAGUUACGCUGGGUUAGCCUGUGUGGAAGAGCCCAAUGACAUGAUCACUGAGAGCUCCCUGGAUGUUGCCGAAGAAGAGAUCAUAGAUGACGACGAGGACGAGGACGAUGACAUCACCUUUACAGUGGAAGCUUCCUGUCAAGACGGGGAUGAAACGAUUGAAACCAUCGAGGCUGCCGAGGCACUCCUCAAUAUGGAUUCGCCUGGCUCGAUGCUGGAUGAAAAACGACUAAAUAAUAAUAUAUUUAGUUCAUCUGAAGAUGACAUCGUUGUUGCCCCAGUCACCCAUGUAUCUGUCACGCUAGACGGGAUUCCUGAAGUGAUGGAAACGGAGCCAGUUCAAGAGGCGUUUGUAGACUCACCAGGAACCUCAUCACCAGAACCACCUAAGAGGAAAAAAGGGAGAAAAAGUAAACCACCACGACCAGAUUCCCCAGCCGCCACACCAAACAUAUCUGUGAGGAAGAAAAGCAAAGAUGGGAAGGGGAACACAAUAUAUCUUUGGGAGUUUUUACUGGCACUGCUGCAGGACAAAGCUACCUGUCCUAAAUACAUCAAGUGGACCCAGCGAGAAAAGGGCAUUUUUAAAUUGGUAGAUUCCAAAGCCGUGUCCAGGCUGUGGGGGAAGCAUAAAAAUAAACCUGAUAUGAAUUAUGAGACCAUGGGAAGAGCUCUCAGGUACUAUUACCAAAGAGGUAUUCUGGCCAAAGUGGAAGGACAGCGAUUGGUGUAUCAAUUCAAGGAGAUGCCCAAAGAUCUUAUUUAUAUAGAUGAUGAGGAUCCAGGUUCCAGCCUAGAGUCGUCCGACCCGUCACUGACUUCAGCGCCCACGUCAAGUAGGAACCAAGCAAGCCGAUCCAGGGUACCUUCAAGUACAGGAAUAAAAGCAGGAGCUGCUGCCCCUCUCAAGCCAGGGACCUCGAAAGCUGCAAAACCCAAAGAUCCUGGGGAAGUUGCACAGCCACCUGAAGUGGUGAGGACCGUGCGGCACGCACAGCCUGUGUAUCCCACCCAGCUCUUCCGGACUGUUCACGUCGUGCAGCCAGCACAGACUGCCCCAGAAGGAGAAGCAGCCGGAGCCAAUAGCAUGCAGGAGGAAACUGUACAUGCCUCUGUUCCGAGUAUUAGGACUAUCCAGGCUCCAGCCCAAGUCCCAGUGGUGGUUUCCCCAGGGAGCCAGCAGCUGCACACAGUAACCCUGCAGACAGUGCCACUUACAACAGUCAUAGCCAGCACGGAUCCGUCAUCCAGUGCUGGCUCGCAGAAGUUCAUCCUCCAAGCCAUUCCGUCCUCCCAGCCCAUGACAGUACUGAAGGAAAAUGUCUUGCUGCAGUCCUCAAAGCAGGGCUCUCCUCCUUCCAUUGUCUUCAGCCCUGCCCACGUUCAGCAGGUUCUUACUAGCAGCGUUCAGUCCAUUUGCAAUGGGACCAGCAGCCUGGCUUCAUCUCCGUCUUUCAGUGCCACCACCCCUGUGGUGACCUUCUCUCCUCGAAGUUCACAGCUGGUUGCUCACCCGCCUGGUACUGUCAUCACUUCAGUUAUCAAAGCUCAAGAAACAAAAACGCUUGCUCAGGAAGCAGAGAAAAAGGAGGCGGGGCAUAAUUUGAGGGAAGACACAGAGAAAGCAGAGCCCCACCCUUAUGUGAUGGUGGUGGCCAGCUCCAAUGGACUGACCUCGCAGGUGGCUGUGAAGCAGAAUGAACUGCUGGAGCCCAACGCUUUUUAAUUCUUACACCAAAGGAAUUAUAGAUGAUUGUUUUUUAAUUGAACAUUUCCACUUGUUGGCAAAUGAUCUGAUUCUAUGACAAAUUCAGCAGGGGUUCCUCAUUUUUGUAACUAAUGUUAUAAUUGAGAGUUAAUUUUGACUUUGUUGGAUGAGGGAGGGGAAAGCCAAGUGUUUUUUGUUUGUUCUCCAAAGGUUUCCAAAUCCAAUUUUGAAGGAACAGACAUUUUUAUACUAUGAAAGCAUUCUUUUUCGUUUUAUUUCAGUUGCUACACGAUACACAUUUUAAAACGUUUCUAAUUUUACAUUUUAACAAACUUUCUGAUGUGUUUGUAAGUAAGUACUUAAGUGUAAGGUAACAGGAAAUUUAUGUAAGAACUGUUUUCAUUCCAUGUGCAUGUUAAGAAAGCCUUGAUGCUUUCAGGUGCAAAGAACCUAUUCUAUGCUUUGUUAAAAUUAUGGCUUCAUUUAGAUGACUUUAGUUGGUAGCACUAUGAACUCUGGAUAUGUAAAGUAGAACAUUUAAAUCAUGCCCACCGUGUGGCUGAAUCUAGACUGCUAUGGAAUUCUCUCCAGAAGCAAGAUUGCAUUCCUGCCUGUGAGCCACUUUCCUUAACUCGCUGUGUAACUUUGAGCAAGCCGCUUACUCUUACUGGGCUUCAGUUCUGCUCAGAAAAGGACGUGGGAAGUUGUGUGUUCGACUGGACUACAUCUGAUUUUUCUUCAAUUAUAAAUUUUGUGGCUUUAACUCCUACACUUUAAUUUCCUAGAAAUGAAAAAACAUUACCAAGUUAUAUCUUAAUGUAAAUGUAGCUAAAAUACAGAAGAAAAAAAAAGUGGCUCCACAAAAUCCAUUCUUCUAUUAUCAGUAAUAUCUGCCAUAAGCUUAAAUUCUUCCUAAAGGUUUUGUUCAUUAACUUUGUGGGCUGUCUUGGGCCAUUACUGAGUGCUUAAUGAUGUACUGCUAGGGUAAAAGAGUCAAAGACUGAAGGACCCAGAAAGCAACUUGAACAUUGGGCUAAUCUAGCCAAGUCAUCAGUUGCUAUAAACGCAGAAUUGCUUUAUGUUUUGGAUCACUUUUUUAAAUUGGGGGUGAAGGGUGGGGGAUUGCAUACAAAGAUAUAUAUAUAUAUAUACACACACACACAUAGAUGCAUUUAUAUCCUAGUUUCUGAAAUGAAAGUUUUUAGAUUGAUUUCCAACUGUAAAUAAUGUAUAUUUACUUUCUCAAGAAAAAUGGUUUCCUUAAAAUUUCCUAGUGUAGCAAGGAAGCAUUUUUGUAGGUGAAAAAAAGUGUUUAGAGAUCUAAUGUAUGUUUUCAUAUUGCAGAGCAAAUUUGUAUUUAAAAAAUUUUUAAAUUUUGGAUUUCCUCUAAACUUUUUUGUAUCUUUAAUUGGUUUAUUA
Molecule: messenger RNA, 3638 nt
Organism: Echinops telfairi (small Madagascar hedgehog)
Lineage: Eukaryota; Metazoa; Chordata; Mammalia; Afrosoricida; Tenrecidae
Gene: ELF1
Product: E74 like ETS transcription factor 1
Exons: 10
Coding region: 306-2237 (643 amino acids)
Biological process (GO): regulation of transcription by RNA polymerase II; cell differentiation
Cellular component (GO): nucleus
Molecular function (GO): DNA-binding transcription factor activity, RNA polymerase II-specific; sequence-specific DNA binding
Source: RefSeq, a predicted model, not a curated record